This is a messenger RNA of Capsaspora owczarzaki ATCC 30864, 1838 nucleotides long. RefSeq lists its product as hypothetical. The transcript has 2 exons. The annotation marks the transcript as partial. The record is from RefSeq and is a predicted model, not a curated record. Gene Ontology annotation, biological process: proteolysis. Gene Ontology annotation, molecular function: aspartic-type endopeptidase activity. NCBI's taxonomy places the organism in Eukaryota, Filasterea, Ministeriida, Capsasporidae.
AUGUCUAAGGUGACGACUAGAGUAGGAACCAGGAAAUUGAAUCAGAAUCAAGCAAUGCCCAAUAACGAGCAGGGCGUCGAUACGACGGCGCCCACUGCGGGCACGUCGAGCGCAACAAGCGCACCAGCUGAACCAAUGAGCGCGCAAGAGAUGAUGCGAAUGAUGACUCAAGCGAUGGUUUCCUCAAUGCAGGAGGUCGUCAAGGAGGCGAUGCGCAAGGGAACCGCUGAGAUCGCUGUAUCAAGCCAUGCGGCCUCCACCACCACGGCAAGCCCCACCACCAGCACUGAACUGUGGAGACAUGGCAUGCAGGUGACACCCUUCGAUGGGACGCUGUUGGAUCUGGAACGUUUUGUCACGGACAUCCGACGCAAGCUUGAGUCAGUGACGGCACCCGAGAAGGACAAGGUCGACUUUGUGCUUGGUCAUCUGGGUGUCGCAGCGAGGCGUUACUGUAGCCAUGUCAAGUUCGAGACUGCGGAAGCUCUGCUGGAGUACAUUAUGAAUGUGUAUGGCGUCAAGAACAGCAAGAAUAACGCACUCAGGGAAAUCAUCCAAGCGGUGGCGGAUCCAAAGAUUUCUGCGAGGCACUUCAAGAAGGUCAUGCUGUUGAAUGUGCCCAAAGCGGAACUUACGGAUGAUUUGGUGAGGCGCUUCAUUGUGCUGCAAGCGGAAGACAAAGGCGUGCGCGAUGUGGCGAAGGAGCUGUGCAAGGACACCACCGAGAUGACGUGGAUUGAUGCAUUGAACGAGUUGGUCGAAAGCAUGCCGAGCAAGAAUGCAGUGCAAUCUACGGUGUGCAUAGGCCGCAAGUUUAGCAAGACCACACCGACCCGAGCGCUUUUCGACUCGGGGUCGACGCGCACGCUGGCAGCCAGUGCCUCGGUUGAGGCGUGGGGCUUGGAGCCGCAUGUGCUGGAGCGGCCGAUGACGGUACGCAUGGUCGAUACGACGACGCGCGACAUUACGCACGCGGCCUGGGCCAAGCUGACGAUCGGCAAGUGGCGUGGCAAGGUGCUGGUCUACAUCCUGCCGCAAUGCAUCAUGCCCCUGAUCAUAGGCAUGGAUGUGUUGCAGCGGAUUACGGACAGCGGCCCGAUUCGUGUCAAAGCUCAAGAGGCGGAGAGCGCAGCGUUGCUCGUUGGGGAAAAGGCAUCGCCACAGCAGCCGUUCGAUCCGAAGGCCAUUCCGGAAGCGUUUCGGGAGUUCGCAGCCUUGUUUGAUCCAGCGGCAGCGGACAAAUACCCUCCCAAACGCGGUCCGCUGGACGUGAAGCUGCGGUUCGCGAGCGGUGACGUCGAGACGCCAUAUCGGCGCACCAAGUACAACGAGGAGGAGCGAGCGGCACUCGAUGAGAUCAUUGACAAUGGUCUUCGCACGGGUAAAAUAGUGCCGGCGCCUGGAGCAACGAACCCAUCGUCGGUGCUGUUUGUGAAAGAAGAACCGGAGAAGAAAAUCAUCAACCGGGUGGUAUUCGAUCUCCGGGGCCCCAACGCAAAGAUUCUGUCUGAGGUCCACGAUCUGCCAACAGUUGAGGAUAUCAUGGAAUCGAUGGCGGGCAUGACGAUCUUUUGCAAGCUCGACGUUUCUAAAGCCUUUAACUGUAUUCGGCUUGCAGACGAGGACUCCAUUAACGCGACGGCGUUCAGGACGCACCGUGGCGUGUUCAAGUGGACGGUGCUACCCUUCGGCAUCAAAGUCGGAAGCGUGCCCAUGCAGCGUUUGAUGGAUGCCAUGCUGCGUGGGCUCAAGGGCGUCGCGGCGUAUCAGGACGACAUCAUCGUGGGUGGCAAGAACAAGGAGGAGCUGAUCGAGACACCCGCGCGGUGCUGCGUAGG